Molecule: messenger RNA, 1185 nt
Organism: Priceomyces carsonii
Lineage: Eukaryota; Fungi; Ascomycota; Pichiomycetes; Serinales; Debaryomycetaceae
Product: TauD/TfdA dioxygenase family protein
Exons: 1
Coding region: 1-1185 (394 amino acids)
Cellular component (GO): cytoplasm
Molecular function (GO): 2-oxoglutarate-dependent dioxygenase activity
Source: RefSeq, a predicted model, not a curated record
AUGGCACCAACACUUUCGAGUACCUCCACGGAGACAAUCACGAACAACGUUCCAGAGUAUAAGAUUCUUGAUAAGAGUUCUUUCAGAAAACCAAAAAAUGUGUACACGGGUCCAUCUCCGUAUGCCGAAACUUAUACCGAGGGCCCUUCUUAUCAACCAGCAAAGUCAUAUCUAAAACCUUCGGGGAUUCUUGACAAGUAUGAACAUUUUGAAGUCACACCUCAGAUUGGAAGGGAGUUCCCGGAUGCUAGCUUGAAGGACAUCCUUAACGACGAAGAAAAACUUAAGGAACUCGCCAUCAUUGUUUCUCGUCGUGGUGUUGUUUUCUUUAGAAACCAAGACCUCACAACAGAAGAACAAAAAAUACUUGCUGAUAAACUUGGAAAGUUAACAGGAAAACCAAAAACUUCAGGUCUUCAUAUCCAUCCAACGGCACCAGCUGGAGGUUUCCUUAAAAAUGAUAACUCUGGGGAGACAGAUCCAGAGGUUUCUAUAAUUUCAUCUAAACUAGGAAAGGAGCUUUAUCUUAAAGAAAGAUACUUGUCCAGUAAAAGAGGAGGAGAGGGAUGGCAUAGCGAUAUUACUUUUGAGCCAGUUCCCUCAGACUACGCAAUUCUUAAGAUUGUCGAACCUACUCCAAGUGGAGGAGAUACUCUUUGGGCAAGCGGGUAUGCACUUUAUGAGAAAUUAUCACCUUCCUUUAGAGGCUAUCUUGAAACUUUAACAGGAGUCUAUGCCCAACCUGGAUUCAAGAGAGCAGCGGAAGGAAAGUUUGAAAUCUAUUCGGAUCGUAGAGGUGCACCUGAGAACAUCGGAGAUGAUUUAACAGCUGUACAUCCAAUCGUUAGGACAAAUCCCGUUACUGGUUGGAAGUCGAUUUUCAGUAUCGGCCAUCAUUUCACGUCCUUUGAAGGAUUAACACCUUACGAGAGUGAUAUCAUCAAAAGGCAUUUAAAUGAACUUCUUUAUGGAAGCAAUGAUAUUCAAGUUCGAUUCAAAUGGGGAAAGAAUGACGUUGCUAUUUGGGAUAAUAGAUCUGUUUACCAUACAGCGACUAAUGAUUACUUCAAGAGUGAUUUUGAACGUACGGGUGUCAGAACAGUUGGUAUAGGAGAGCGUCCCUAUUUAGACAAAAACAGCAAGAGCCGCGAAGAAGACCUUGAGGAAUCGGGACUCUCUGUUUAA